UGCAAUGACAGCUAGGUGGCAUAGAAAACAGAGCAGGUAACUGAAUGCAUCUUUAAAACACAACGAAGAAGAAGAAUGAACAUUUAGGCUUUGGCUGAAGUCGUGACCCCCCCAAAAAAGAGGUUUCUUUUAUCUGACGGGAGGCGAGAUGGGUUUCUACACUCUGACACGGAGCUCGGUUUAAAUCAGCGAAUCUGAAGGAAAAAUCUGCAUCAAUUGUUGAGUCAUCCGCUUUAAUUAAAUCAGUUCAAACACCGAAUAAAGUUUUGUCGCACCCAAGCGGGGAAGAGGCUCCAGUGCACCACUCCGCUGCUAGCUUAAAAACGAACCGGUAGACGCCCGCCGGUAAAACCAUCGCACCUUCAACCAUUCCUGUAACGUGAUUGGCCAUACUGAGAAAUCCAGGUAGAGACACAGCGCUUCGGGAUUGGCUGGAAUAGAUUUCCAGUUGACCAAAGAAAUGGUGAUGGAGAAGCCAAGUGCCCAGCUGGUCGGGCGAGAGUUUGUCCGACAGUAUUACACACUCCUGAACCAGGCCCCCGACUACCUGCACAGGUUUUACGGGAAGAACUCGUCCUACGUGCACGGCGGCCUGGACAACAACGGCAAACCAGUGGAGGCUGUUUAUGGACAAUCUGAGAUCCAUAAGAGGGUGAUGGCGCUGAGCUUCCGCGACUGUCACACUAAGAUCCGGCACGUGGACGCCCACGCCACCCUGAACGAGGGCGUGGUGGUGCAGGUGAUGGGCGAGCUGUCCAACAACAUGCAGCCCAUGAGGAAGUUCAUGCAGACGUUUGUGCUGGCGCCGGAGGGCACCGUUGCCAACAAAUUCUACGUCCACAACGACGUGUUCCGUUACCAGGACGAGGUGUUCGGGGACUCUGACUCUGAGCCUCCAGAAGAGUCUGAGGACGAGGUGGAGGAGAUCGAGGAGAGGGUCCCCUCCCCCGACGUCGCUCAGGAGGAGUCUGCUCCCUUCUACGACCCGACGCCGUGUUCGGAGCCGACGGUUCCCGGUGACGAGGAAGAAGCGGCAGCAGCGAGUCCAGAACCAGAGCCCGAGGUGGAGAAGGAGGCCGAGGCCGCCGCGGUGGAGCUGAAGCCGGAGACGACGCUGGAGACGCAAACGGACACAAACGCAUCCGACGACCAGACAGAUAAAAGCCCCGCCGCCCCGCCCACCUCAGAACCCGCCGCCGUGCCCGCCGAACCCUCCCCCGCCGCUCCAGAAGAAAACAGGCCGUUCUCCUGGGCCUCCGUCACCAGUAAAAACCUCCCUCCCAGCGGGGCGGUCCCCGUCUCAGGAAUCUCACACGUCGUCAAAGCCCCCACAGCACCGCCCCGAGCGGAGGUGAAGUCAGAGUCCCAGACAGCAACACAGAGACCACAGAGAGACCAGAGGCCGAGGGAACAAAGGCCUGGAGGAGGGCCUCCGCCGGUACACAGAGGACCCAGACCAGUCCGGGAAGGAGAGCAGGGAGAGACGGAGGGCCGCAGGGUGGUCAGGUACCCCGACGCCCAACAGCUGUUUGUGGGAAACGUUCCUCACGACGUAGACAAGAAUGAACUCAAGGAGUUCUUUGAACAGUAUGGUACAGUCCUGGAGCUGAGGAUCAACAGUGGAGGGAAGCUACCAAACUUUGGUUUUGUGGUGUUUGACGACUCUGAGCCCGUUCAGAAGAUCCUCAGCAACCGGCCCAUUAAGUUCAGAGGUGACGUCCGCCUGAAUGUGGAGGAGAAGAAGACCCGGUCGGCCCGGGAGGGCGACAGGCGGGACGUGAGGCCCCGCGGUCCAGGAGGUCCCGGCGGUCCCAGAGAGCGAAUAGGAGGCGGCGGCGGAGGACCCCGAGGUCCCCCCACCCGCGGAGGCAUGGCACAGAAACCGAGCUUCGGCUCCGGGCGGGGCGCAGGGCCCAGCGAGGGCCGCUACCCUGCCCAGCGCCAGUGAGGCACCCGGCCUCCAAACCUGAGUUAGAUUACUAUUGGGACUCAACUGAGUGGUAUUUGAUUUACUGCAGCAGGAACCAAUUGGACAAACCUAAAAUAUAACAAAGACCCUUCUUUACACUUCACCUAGAAGCAAGAGUCAGGAGGAACCGCUGGUCUGAGGUCCGGGGCGCCACACGCCCCGAUGUCUGACUGGUUUUCUCUCCUCAUUCUUUCUCCUAAAUGUGAGCGUACAAGUAUUUGGAAGUUUCUGUUAGUAACUGACGCAGGUUUGGUUGAGAGCUUUCACCGUCAAAUCACGCCAGCUCCUGCUGAAUCCAACAGUCUCGACGUGUCUCAUGAAGAUGACUGCCUCCCCCCCCCCCCCCCACACACACCUGAUUCUUCUUCUUUCUCACCUGCUGCUUUUUGUUCCCCUCUUAAGAAUCCAGAAUGUCACUCUUGUUUUUUACCCAUCACUUCUUUUAUCUGCCUCUUUGUCUCCUCCACCACAACACAUGUUUUAUCUGGACCUUUUUUUUUUUUUUUUCAUGCUGAACUUGAGUUUAUUAAGAAACAAAUCGAAACACAGACACAUGAAAAAAGGGUAAAUACUACUUGAAUUGGGGAUUAAAAAACCCAGAGGUUAGGUUUUUUCGCGUUCUCUCUCCCUGUUUCUUAAAGGAACGUGUACUUUACUGCUUGGGCAAUCCUGUGUAUUGCUGCCACCGUUGUAUCUAGCGAUGGAUCUGUCUUAUCUUUUUAUUCUAUCAGGUCAAGAGCUGAACUGUAGUGGUUUUAUUUGAGUAAUGUUGGCUUGUAACAUGUGGAUUGACCGACGCAUCCGAAUGGAGCAUGUAUCAAAUCAUGUAUCAAAUCCUGUUAGGCUUCUACUUCCGAUGCACUUCAUUUGUCAUCAUGUUUAAAAUGAGCUCACCUGCCGAUGAGAGAACUAAAUUAAAAGUGAUUUACUGUUUUAAA
This is a messenger RNA of Cottoperca gobio, 2907 nucleotides long. It is a transcript of the gene g3bp1, whose product is annotated as GTPase activating protein (SH3 domain) binding protein 1. Gene Ontology annotation, cellular component: cytosol; ribonucleoprotein complex. The record is from RefSeq and is a predicted model, not a curated record. The transcript is spliced from 12 exons. Gene Ontology annotation, molecular function: mRNA binding. NCBI's taxonomy places the organism in Eukaryota, Metazoa, Chordata, Actinopteri, Perciformes, Bovichtidae. Bases 461 to 1948 code for a protein of 495 amino acids.